Molecule: messenger RNA, 657 nt
Organism: Trichosporon asahii var. asahii CBS 2479
Lineage: Eukaryota; Fungi; Basidiomycota; Tremellomycetes; Trichosporonales; Trichosporonaceae
Product: ankyrin domain-containing protein
Exons: 2
Coding region: 1-657 (218 amino acids)
Molecular function (GO): protein binding
Source: RefSeq, a predicted model, not a curated record
AUGUCCACCGGAGCCAAGUGUCCCGUCUCUGGCCAGCAGUCUGCUACUGGCGCUUGUCCCGUCUCUGGACAACAAUCCGCCUCUGGCGCCUGCCCCGUUUCUGGGCAACAAGCCGCUGGUGGUGCUUGCCCAGUUUCUGGCCAGCAGUCCGCGACCGGCGGCUGCCCCGUCUCGGGUCAGCAAUCUGCUUCUGGGGGCUGCCCGGUCGCCCACGCGCAGCCUGGUACGCCCGCUCAAGCUUCUGACCCGUCCAAGCCGACUGCUUCCUCGCUCCCGCCCGAGGCGAUCGAGCUCGCGACCCGGCUCUUCAACAUGGCCCGCAAAGGCGACAUGACGCUGAUCACGUACGUCGAGAACGGUAUCCCGCCAAACCUCACGAACCACGACGGAAACACGCUUCUCAUGCUCGCCGCAUACGCGGGACACGCGGAGCUCGUGCGCGAGCUGCUGAAGAAGGGCGCCGAUGUCGAUCGCCCGAACGACCGCGGACAGACUCCCCUCGCUGGCGCAGUGUUCAAGCUCCACGACGACGUGGUCAAGGCACUUCUCGAAGGAGGCGCCGAUCCGAACAAGGGCACGCCGAGCGCAAUCGACACCGCGCGUAUGUUCAAGCGUGACGAGGUGCUCAAGCUCUUUGAGGAAAGGGCGCAGGCUUGA